Trachemys scripta elegans is the source of this 525-nucleotide messenger RNA. RefSeq names its product chromosome 16 C19orf54 homolog (gene ACTMAP). Lineage: Eukaryota; Metazoa; Chordata; Testudines; Emydidae. The transcript has a single exon. The coding region runs from base 127 to 525 and encodes 132 amino acids. The record is from RefSeq and is a predicted model, not a curated record.
AGUUGGCCUGGCUGCAUUUCCAAGGCUCGCCACAAGGGGGCGGCAGCUGGCCAGGCACGGGCCAACUCUCGGGGACCCGUCCGGAGGGGCUGCCCCCCGCACUGGCCCGGUGAUUCCAGGGGCGUGAUGGGGCUCGGACAGGAUGGAACUGCCCUGGGGAGACUGGCUAGCUCCUCUCCUCCUGCAGGACUCCUGCUGGGCCUCAGGGGCGGCGCCCUCAGCCCGGCCUGCCAGGAGGACGGAGAAAUCGCCGGCCUCUUCCACCCCAGCCCAGCCUGCCCCCCACCUGCCCCGGAGGACGUGCUGGAGAUCUACCUGCUCUCCAAGCAGGGCAAGAGCUGGCGCCCCCAGCUGUGGAGCUACCGGCAGGCACACGAGAGCAACGCCCAGCUGACCGACUUCUGCCCCAAGCGGGCGGGCGACGGCAAGGUCUACGUGGUNCCCUGCUGCCGAGCGCUAGGCGCCACCGGAGCGCCCGCCUGCUGCAAACUCCCUGCCCAUGCUACAAGGGACAGCGGGGCCUAG